AUGUCCCCCUAUGUAACUACUAUUUUAACACUAAGUCUUUUUAUCGGAACCUGCCUAACUAUUUUCAGCGAGCACUGAUUCACAGCCUGAAUAGGAUUAGAAAUCAACACAUUAGCUAUCAUUCCAAUAAUAACAACCCCCAAAAAUCCACGAGCCACUGAGGCCGCCACAAAAUAUUUCCUCACACAAUCUACUGCCUCUAUAGUAAUAAUAUUUGCCAUUAUUUACAACGCUUGAUCAACAAACCAAUGAACCUUAAUACAACUUUCAGAUAAUUGAGCCUCCAUCGCAAUAACCUUAGCUCUGGCUAUCAAAUUAGGUCUUGCCCCUUUCCACUUCUGAGUGCCAGAAGUAACACAAGGAAUUCCACUACUAACAGGAAUAAUUCUUUUAACAUGGCAAAAACUUGCCCCCACUGCUAUUCUCUUCCAAAUCGCCCCUCACCUAAACAUAAAAAUCCUAAUUAUACUAGCGAUCCUAUCUACCUUAGUGGGAGGUUGAGGAGGCCUUAACCAAACCCACCUACGAAAGAUUCUAGCUUACUCCUCCAUUGCUCACAUAGGCUGAAUAAUUAUUAUUGUACAAAUCAACCCUACUCUAACCAUCCUAUCACUUACUAUUUAUAUCAUAGCUACCCUAACCAUAUUUCUGACACUUAACCUAUCAAACGUUACCAAAAUUAAAUCCUUAGGAGGUCUAUGAAAUAAAUCCGCCACAACAACCAUCAUCAUCCUACUUACUCUUCUAUCCUUAGGAGGCCUACCUCCCCUCACCGGUUUCAUACCCAAAUGACUUAUUUUACAAGAACUAAUCAAUAAUAACAACAUCAUGACCGCCACACUAAUAGCCCUAUCCGCCCUACUAAACCUCUUCUUCUACAUACGACUUAUCUAUGCAUCCAGCCUCACUAUAUUUCCAUCUACCAAUAACUCUAAAAUACAAUGAUACAACAAUCCAACACAAAUUACUAUACUAAUCCCAACAACAACAGUAAUCUCCAGCCUCUUACUUCCCCUCACCCCACUAUUUAUUACACUCUCCUAA
Molecule: messenger RNA, 1044 nt
Organism: Sarcophilus harrisii (Tasmanian devil)
Lineage: Eukaryota; Metazoa; Chordata; Mammalia; Dasyuromorphia; Dasyuridae
Source: the annotation of a RefSeq genome assembly